Messenger RNA from Poecilia latipinna (sailfin molly), 2390 nucleotides. It is a transcript of the gene faah, whose product is annotated as fatty acid amide hydrolase. The record is from RefSeq and is a predicted model, not a curated record. The transcript has 14 exons. The coding region runs from base 276 to 2039 and encodes 587 amino acids. Gene Ontology annotation, molecular function: amidase activity; fatty acid amide hydrolase activity. Gene Ontology annotation, biological process: fatty acid catabolic process. Lineage: Eukaryota; Metazoa; Chordata; Actinopteri; Cyprinodontiformes; Poeciliidae.
ACUCCCCAUUUUCACAAUCCGUUAUUGAAUGCAGUAGUUGCGCCCCCUGCUGGAAAGAGUUAAAUCCUAUAUAAAUACAAGCCGUGUAGAAAUUGGUUAGUUUGAGCAAAUCUUUGAGGGUUGCGGUCAAUCAAAAGGCAGGAAGUUCCUGGAGGAUUUAUGAUAAUAAAGAGCUAACCACGCCCCUUUAGCGCGUGAAACAAAAGGUCCAGUGGACUCACGAUAAGCUAUCUGCUAGCUCCGGUUAGCCUGUCUCUGCACCCGAAAGGGAGAGGAUGGAAACUCUGAAAGACUUGGUAAGGGGAGUGAAGGUGGACAGCCAGGCAGCGGUUCUGUUGACCUCUGCUGCCUGCGGGGUGGGUGCCCUGCUAAUGGUGAUGCGCACCGUUAGCGAGCACCAAACAGUGAACGACAAGAUCCAAAGAGCCAGGAGCAGGAGGACCGAGAACCUGCAGCGAGCUGAGCAGGAGGUGCUCCGGUACAAACAGUCGCAUCCAUCCUGUGACUCUGGCGCCAUACUGUCACUGUCGUUGUCUGAGUUGACAAAGCAGCUGCGGGAAGGUUCACUGUGCCCGGAGGAUGUGUUUUACUCCUACAUGCAAAAGGCUCUGGCUGUGCACAAGGAGCUGAACUGCUGCACAGAAAUUUUGCUGGAGAGUUUCGACCAGCUGAGAACAAUUGGCUCCAACAAGGACGGGCUGCUGUAUGGCGUUCCUAUCAGCAUCAAAGACAAUGUUUCAUAUAAGAACUACGACUGCACGUGUGGCAUAAUCAUGAAUCUGAGCCAGCCAGCCAAGAAGGAUAGUGUGAUUGUGGAAGUACUGAAGAAACAAGGAGCCAUUCCUUUCACAAAAACCAACCUGCCACAAGCACUAUUAAAUUACGAUUGCAGUAACCCCAUCUUUGGCCAGACGGUCAACCCCUGCAAUCCCCAGAAGACCUCUGGAGGCUCCUCUGGUGGGGAGGGGGCGCUGAUUGGUGGAGGGGGCUCCAUUCUUGGCAUUGGCAGUGACAUAGGGGGGAGCAUCCGCAUACCUGCCUCUUUCUGCGGCAUCUGUGGCUUUAAACCCACAGCAGGCCGACUCAGCUCACAGGGCAUUGUUCCCAUUUACCGAGGUCAAAAAUGCGUGCUCUCAUCUCCUGGACCCAUGGCACGGGACGUGGAUAGUUUAGCUCUGUGCAUGCAGGCUCUGCUCUGUGACCACAUGUUUUCCUUGGACCCCACUGUUCCACCUUUACCCUUUAAUCUUCAGACAUACCAGAGCUCCAAGCCUCUCAGAAUCGGUUACUUUGAACACGAUGGGUACACGCAGCCUCCUCCGAGCAUGGUCCGCGGCCUCCGAGAGGUCAAAGCUCUGUUGGAGCAGGCUGGGCACACAGUGGUGCCUUAUGAACCUCUGAGGGUGAGUCAAGCUGUCAAUGAACUCAUCCUCAAGGGCGUGUUUGCAGAUGGAGCUGCCACCAUGCUACAAAAACUGAAGGGAGGGCCUCUGGAUCCCUGCCUCAAACCUCAGAUUGUUCUAUACUCCAUCCCUAACUGGUUGAAGAGAAUCCUCGUGUUCCUGCUGACGCCCUUUUCUACUCGCGUCCCUCCCAUUCUCAGCGCCCUCUGUGGAGUCAGUUCCCCUGCGGAGGUUUGGAAGCAGCAUGCUGCUGUGGAGGACUACAUUUCUGACACGAUAGCACACUGGAGGAAACGCAACAUUGAUGUGCUGCUCUGCCCCAUGAUUGGACCGGCCUUCAACUUCUUGUACUGCGGCAAACUCACGUGUCUCUCCAGCUUAACAAUGAUAUACAAUCUACUUAAUUUUCCGGCCGGUGCUGUCCCCGUAUCCACGGUGACGGCUCAAGACGAGGAGGAUCUUAAGCAUCUGAAGGGCCUUUAUCAGGACACCUGGGAGAAGAUGCACAAAGAGGCUGUCAGCGGCGCUGAGGGUCUGCCCGUGGCGGUGCAGUGCGUGGCCCUGCCGUGGCAGGAUGAGCUCUGCCUGCGCUUCAUGAAGGAGGUGGAACAGCUUGUCAAACACAAGAAAAACUAGACCAGCGCGCGGAUGUUCCGGAUCCAAAAGCUGGACGGCACGUCUUAAUCACACCACAGUGUUUGAUAAAGAUUCUGGUUUUUACAUGUGGUUUGUAAGGCAACAUCUGUUGAGCAGGUUUAGAAAGUUUAAAGAAAUAAAUCUAUAAUUAAAGCGAUUAACGUUUGCUUUAGAGUAUCUCAAUACUCUAGCUCGAACGGCAUGGUCAUUCUCCUUUAGAGUAAUGAAUGAACUGUCACUUUUUUAUUUUUGGAGCUAUAAAAGUCUACUCAGUCUGUUAAUAAAUCAUGUGCAACCACUGUUAAACACUAUUCACCCCCCCUUCAAAUAAAGUGUCACCGCUAAUUUUGA